CGGGCCAGGGACACCUGACUCUCCACGCAGCAUGCAGGGUCCACGACGGUCGCUGUGGCACGCAAACAUCCGAGGCUAGUCGUGAAGCUUGGUGGCAGCUUCUGCCCCCGUGGUUGGUCGUUGCUCAGACGAGCUCAGGCUCUCUCUGGAGCUUUGCUCCGCUUGAUGGCGCAAGCUUGGGAGCACGGCAUGUGAUACAUAAAGCGGCGGACGCCGUCCGCACCGCUGGGAGUGACGGACGGGACUCGAGAGAUAUCUGAUCGCCCGGUCUCACAAAUCAAAUUCUAAACAGCAGGUACAGAAACUCGGCACAAACAAUUACCAUGGCGGUCGACGACACUGCCAAGAGCGACGCUCAAGCUAAUCCUGGCGUGGACCAUGUCGAGCGACACUCUGACUCGGAAAAAGGAGAAAGGCGUGGCUCCUAUAUUCCCCAGAGCAACGAGGACUACGAAGUCACCUUCAAAACCUGGAUUGUCGUUGGCAUCUUGUCAGCCAGCUAUGGUCUCUCAUUCUGGAUCGUGCCAGCCUUGGCUUCCUGCCAGGCAGUCGUGGCGACACAGCUCGGCGACGUGACGGGCCAGACAUGGUAUCUUGCAUUAUAUCUGAUGACCAUCACAAUUGCCUUCAUGAUCUGCGGAGCAAACUCGGAUCUUUUCGGGCGGCGAUGGUUCCUCGUCUUUGGCAAUGCCCUACUCUUUGUCGGUCUCAUCAUUGGCGGCACAGCCAAGAGCAACACACAAAUGUGGGCAGCCAUGGCUAUCACUGGCUUUGCUGCUGGCAACACUCAACUCGCGGCAUUCGCCCUGCCCGAGCUCCUCCCCAACAAAUGGAGACAUAUUGCCGUCGUUCUGGCAGAUGCGGUGGUCCUCAUCGCAGUUGUUAUAGGUCCUAUCGCCGGCAGAUAUAGUGUGGUCGACCUGACCAGCGAAGCUUGGCGAUGGUUGUUCUACGUCCCUGCCAUCCUGGCCGUGUUCUCUUUCGGCGGACUCGUCAUGUACUACUACCCGCCUGCUCACCCGCGCGGUCUUCCAUUCAAGCGGGCCAUCCGCGAGCUCGACUAUGGUGGCGGUCUGCUGUUCAUCAUCGCCACGACCCUCAUCUUGACUGGCCUGGUCUAUACGGCAACUCUUCCGUCCAACGACCCCAAGGUCAUUGGUACACUUGUCGCCGGUUUCGCAACCAUGGUCGGCUUCAUUCUCUACGAGAUCUUUGCCCCCUUGAAGCAGCCACUGACCCCGACGCACGUCUUUACGGCGGGUAAGGGCCGUGCUCUGACGGCCCCCUUCAUCGCCGCCUUUGUCGUUACUAUGUUCUACUAUGCUAUUAAUAUCAUCUACCCGACGAUGCUCGCCGUCUUCUACGUGACGUCGGGUGACGUGCGAGAGGGUGUCAUCCUGACCCUGCCGCAGAACUUGGGCCUGACAUUCGGCGCGGUCCUGCUGAGUCUGUUUGGCACCAAGGUGGGACAUUGGCGCUGGACACUCACUGGCUCGGUCGCCAUCAUGGUCAUCUUCGGUGCUCUGCUGGCCCUCGGCACCCCGGACAACAAGGGCAUGAUGAUCGCCUUUACGUUCCUCGCCAUGACCGGCUUCGGCUGGGCCCAAUAUCUAUCCAUUGCCUAUGUGCAGUUCGGCACAGAUCAGAAAGAACUCGGAAUUGCUGGUGGUCUUGCUGGCGUGGCCCGCUUCGCUGGCGGUGCCGUCGCAGUCGCCGUCUACCAGACAAUCCUGGGCAAUGUGCAGAGCAAAGCUGCCGCAGAGCUCAUCCCUGCAGCUGCCACGGCGGCCGGCCUGCCCCAGAGCUCCGUCUCGGCGUUCCUGCUGGCCCUGCCGCUCGGUGCUGGCGCGCUGGCCAAUGUCCCCGGCGUCACCCCCGAAAUCAUUGCCGCUGGAGGCGCUGCGCUGCAGCAGAGUUACGUCAGGGGACUGCGGACGACUGCUUUGUCGUCGUUGUCCUUUGGUAUCCUUGGGAUCAUUGCCUGCAUAUGCUGCGAGGAUAUCGACCACAAGAUGAACAACAAGAUCGAGAUUUACCUCGAGAACGAUGUCCACGCCGACCGGAACGAGUUCCACUAAGAUCAUGCAAGAAGGUGUCGGACGCGGCACACACGGUAAUCCAUAUUGAUCUGAUCACGGACCCCCCAAAGAAGAAGGAAAGAUGCUUGUUGGAUAAAGAAAAUGAGGUUGGCGAACAUGGGUGUUAAGUGGACAUGAACUUUUUUUGUUGUUGUAAACCUGUCUUUCUGUUUGGAGUUCUCGGAACGGAAACGGAAAGAUAUCCCACGCAUGGAAGCUGCCACUUAGUAUAAGUGAUUUAAUUAGGACUUUGCUUGUUCUCCGACCUCGAGUUUAUUGUCCGUCUUGAAAAUGCUCUCUAUUUGGCC
Molecule: messenger RNA, 2386 nt
Organism: Microdochium trichocladiopsis
Lineage: Eukaryota; Fungi; Ascomycota; Sordariomycetes; Xylariales; Microdochiaceae
Product: fungal trichothecene efflux pump
Exons: 5
Coding region: 324-2078 (584 amino acids)
Biological process (GO): transmembrane transport
Molecular function (GO): transmembrane transporter activity
Source: RefSeq, a predicted model, not a curated record